UGUCCCUCACUGCUGAGACUUUGUUGAAGACCCUCCAAAACCCCAGAGGAUCUUUUGACAGCCUUUCAAACAUUUUUUGGCAUCACUCCUUCCAUCAGCCCCUAAAACAGACGGACAUCAAGAUUUUCAUCAGCUCACUUCAACAGAAAUCACACAAUGAAGCUGGAAUCGCUCCUGUUCCUCGUCCUGGCUCCAGUCCUGAUUCACUGCUACUGCGACCUCCCAGCGGACUGCAGUGACAUCUAUAAAGACCAAAGCAACGCCAGCGGAGUCUACACCAUCUAUCCUGUCGGGUCCACCUCUCCUGUCCAGGUGUAUUGUGACAUGACUUCAGAAGGAGGCCGUUGGACGGUGAUCCAAAGGAGGAUGGACGGCUCACAGAACUUCUACAGGCGUUGGUGUGACUACAAGACGGGCUUUGGUGCCGCUGCUGGAGAGUACUGGCUUGGUCUUGAGAACAUCUUCCAGCUGACACUGAAACGAAGGUAUGAGCUGCUGGUCGACAUGGAGGACUUUGAUGGAAAGAAAGUGUCUGCCCGCUACAACUCGUUCUCCAUUGAACCGGAGGCCUACGGAUACAAACUGCAAGUGUCUGGUUUCACUGAUGGAGGAGCAGGAGACGCUCUGACUUAUCACAGUGGACAGAAGUUCUCCACUCUGGACAAAGACCAGGACGUCUCAGAUGAGCACUGUUCUAAGCGCUACCUGGGGGGUUUCUGGUACCGCCGUUGUGCUUACGCAAACCCCAACGGGGUUUAUCGAUUCGGGCUUGAUAAAACCAUUCUCUAUAUCGGAGUUGAGUGGAAGACAUGGAAGGGCUAUCACUACUCCCUGAAGUCCUUCAGCAUGAAGAUGCGACCUGUCAGGGCGUAUACCAGGUUUUAGACACAGCAGAAAUAAAGAAUACUCAGAUUAAAUCAGUCUUGUGGAUGUUUGAUUAGACUGGUUUGAUUGGUUGACAGACAUGUCACUCAAAACGCUCUCUCUCUAAAAUGUUUCUUCUUUCUCUGCAUCAUCUUUCUCAAAAUGAGCACCCGAUUCAACUGUUAUCACCUGAAUGGACAAAGUCUUAAACCCCUCCCCCCACAGGUUUGGGUUAGUCGGUUCCUACUGCACCCUCUAGAGGUUCAGAAGCUGCUAGCAUCCAUUUCCAUCAUCAGUCUAUCUGGACCAAUCAGAUCGGACCCUGGAGCCAGACGUAUGAACAGGGUUCUUGCUGAGAUGAGACUGGAUCCCGAGUCUCUGGAGUGAGGGUCCGUGUGAUUGGUCCAUCCACCCCCCACAACCAGCUCCUUCUGUGGGCGACUUCUUCGUUGGUCUUUAUGCUACGUCAUAGUACGUCUGGGUCCAAGCUCCCAUCUGAUUGGUUAAGACAGACUGAUGAUAGGAACAGAUGCUAACAGCUUCUGAAGGUGCACUAGAAGGUGCAGCAGGGACCUACUAACCCAAACCUGAGGGGCGGGUACUACUAAUAAUGUCUAUUCAAUGGUGUGAUAAUGGUCAAAUCAGGUGAAAUGAGUCCUGUCAGCUGUGGUAGUGAGCAUUACUCAGAAUGUGAUGAUCUGCUGUGUGGUGACAAUAAAGGACAAGCU
This is a messenger RNA of Myripristis murdjan (pinecone soldierfish), 1592 nucleotides long. RefSeq names its product microfibril-associated glycoprotein 4-like. Gene Ontology annotation, biological process: blood coagulation; blood coagulation, common pathway; platelet aggregation. Gene Ontology annotation, molecular function: extracellular matrix structural constituent; protein-macromolecule adaptor activity. Bases 157 to 885 code for a protein of 242 amino acids. Lineage: Eukaryota; Metazoa; Chordata; Actinopteri; Holocentriformes; Holocentridae. The record is from RefSeq and is a predicted model, not a curated record. Gene Ontology annotation, cellular component: fibrinogen complex. The transcript has 7 exons.